CCAAGAACGGAUGAUGGACUCCGUUUUAUCCGAACGGAUACCACCUCCAGUCCCAUAUACGGUGAUUUAUGGAUGAUGAUGACGCAUACCAAUUAUCGUUAUGACGCAUUUGCGAUGUCUUAUGAUCCAGAAUUGGAUGAUUUUAUCAUCAGUCGAGACGAGAGAAUCUAA
Molecule: messenger RNA, 171 nt
Organism: Racocetra persica
Lineage: Eukaryota; Fungi; Glomeromycota; Glomeromycetes; Diversisporales; Gigasporaceae
Source: the annotation of a GenBank genome assembly